AUGGGUAGAUGGAGAGCAGUUGCUGCUCUUCUUAUUCGUAAUCAAAUAGUCAAUUCUUCAAAGCCUUCUCCAUGUGUAUGGAAGAAACACCCGGCGCUUGGUUUCCAUCGAAGCGAAGCUUCUCGUUCGUUUGAUUUUCGACACUUUUCAGCGUUCCCUACUCCGAUUUCGAUUUACAACAACGACUCUGAUUCUGGGUCCGGUGAUGUGUAUCAAAACUAUGAAUUUGGAACUAAGGAAGAAGAAGAUAGAGGGAAAAUCCCUGUCAAGGCCUAUUUUCUCAGUACUAGUAUUGAUUUGAAGGGAAUGCAAGCUGACAAUUUAUGCAAUGUUGUUCCACCUACCUCGCGAUCUACGAAUUCUAUUGCCCUUAAAUUUUCUGAUUCUUCUUCUGGAAUCCCUGCGCUGGACGAGAGGGAGAGUGUAAGUAGCUGCCGGUUCAUGAUUGUCUUUCAAUACGGUUCUGCUGUUCUUUUCAAUGUUGAUGACAAUGACGUUGAGUCUUACCUCGACAUUGUUCGUAGACAUGCCUCUGGGUUGCUUACAGAAAUGAGAAAAGAUGAUUAUGCUGUUAAGGAGAAGCCGCUGUUGACUGAGGAAAUGCGAGGUGGCCCUGACUACAUUGUUCUCAAGACGUUGGAUACUGAUAGCAUCCGUAUAAUUGGGAGUGUGCUUGGACAAAGUAUUGCAUUGGAUUACUUUGUUUCUCAGGUUGAUAAGUUAGUGGAAGAGUUUGCUGGUAUAAACCGUGCAAUGGAGAAAACCGGAACCUUCACAAUGCACAGGAAAAAGCUCUUCCAACUUGUAGGGAAGGCUAAUUCUAAUCUAGCUGACGUGAUUCUCAGAGUUGGUUUGUUUGAUAGAUCCGAGAUUGCGUGGAGAGAGGCUAGAUAUGCUCAGAUAUAUGAAUACCUAAGAGAAGAGUACGAGGUCACUCAGAGAUUUGGGAAUCUAGACUUUAAGCUAAAGUUUGUAGAGCACAACAUUCAUUUCCUCCAAGAGGUGAUGCAGAACCGACGAUCAGAUCUUUUAGAAUGGUGCAUUAUCUUCUUACUGACGAUUGAAAACGUUUUAUCUAUUUACGAGAUUGUCCGAGAAUCCACGGGAGCUUCACUCUGA
This is a messenger RNA of Thlaspi arvense, 1119 nucleotides long. The record is from the annotation of a GenBank genome assembly. NCBI's taxonomy places the organism in Eukaryota, Viridiplantae, Streptophyta, Magnoliopsida, Brassicales, Brassicaceae.